CAGAAGCCAGCGUGAGUCUGAAUCAUCGAUAGGGAGACUGUCGGAGCUAAGAAUCUAGAGUGAUGGGACCUGAGUGAAGGAACAGCCGCGAGUGAUCACUCUCCAAGCCGGUUAUGACAGGCAGUGGCACCCGGUGUGUGUGAGGUUAGUGUGGUGCUCUCUCUCUCUCUCUCUAGACAGAGCUGAGGUGAAAGGGUCAGGAUGGCUUCAGCCUGUGCUGAGAUCUGUGGGUCAGACUACGCUGAACAGACGACGCAGCACGACCAGCGAUACGGAGUCAGAUCAUACCUCCACCAGUUCUACGAGGAGUGUACUGCCUCCAUCUGGGAACGCGACGAAGACUUUCAGAUUCAGAGAUCGCCUAGUCGGUGGAGCUCUGUCCUCUGGAAGGUCUGUCUAGCGUUAGGAACCCUGAUUCUGGUGACAGGCCUCAUUGUCCUACUGGUGGGCUACUCCACCCCGACUAAGAUCGAAGCGUUCGGGGAAGACGAGCUCCUCUUCGUCGACAGCCACGCUGUGCGCUACAACCGAGCCUUGGACGUGUGCAAGCUGACGGGCGCCGUGCUGUUCUGCGUGGGCGGCGGCCUGAUGGCCGUAGGUCUCCUCCUCUCGGCCUUCUCAAAGAGCUACUCCAAGGAGGAGCUGUACCUGCAGCAGAAGUUUAAGGAGAAGCUGGUUGAUAUCCAGAAUACCGUCCAUCCCGUCACCAGAGCCCCUACUCCGGGGGAGAGUAAGAUCCCUGUCACCCUGUCUAAAGUGCAAAGUGUCCAGCCCAACUCAGAGACAUAACAGUUAUCGAUGUAGUAGUGAGAGGUAGAUCAUCAGUGGUGUUCAUGUGUCCUUGUUUCCUUACCCUUCUAAAGGUCAGCUUACGUCAUUUUAGUGCUUCUCCUUAAAAACAAAUCCUGUGUAUCCAGCACUUAGACUAAAGGCUGCAGGAGGAAUCACACAGCUCCUUUCAUGUAACGCUGUGUAAUUAAGGCUGCAGGAGGUUUCACACAGCUCAUUUCAUGUAACGCUGUGUUAUAAAGGCCACAGGAGGUUUCACACAGCUCCUUUCAUGUAACGCUGUGUUAUAAAGGCAGCAGGAGGUUUCACACAGCUCCUUUCAUGUAACGCUGUGUUAUAAAGGCCACAGGAGGAAUCACACAGCUCCUUUCAUGUAACGCUGUGUUAUAAAGGCUGCAGGAGGAAUCACACAGCUCCUUUCAUGUAACGCUGUGUUAUAAAGGCUGCAGGAGGUUUCACACAGCUCCUUUCAUGUAACGCUGUGUUAUAAAGGCUGCAGGAGGAUUCACACAGCUCCUUUCAUGUAACGCUGUGUAAUUAAGGCUGCAGGAGGUUUCACACAGCUCCUUUCAUGUAACGCUGUGUAAUUAAGGCCGCAGGAGGUCUCACACAGCUCCUUUCACGUCAAUCUGUGUUAGUGUCAACUACUAGCUGGGUUACAAUCAGCCUACGUGAUUAAUGUACCUAGACCAAGAAACUAACAGACUCACUGUAUAGAGCAGUGGUUCUCACCCUGGGGUACUUAUCCUAUCCACAGAGGGUACUUAUCAUAUCCACAGGCAGAACUUAUCCUAUCCACAGAGGGUACUUAUCAUAUCCACAGGCAGAACGUAUCCUAUCCACAGAGGGUACUUAUCCUAUCCACAGGCAGAACGUAUCCUAUCCACAGGCAGAACUUAUCCUAUCCACAGAGGGUACUUAUCAUAUCCACAGGCAGAACUUAUCCAAUCCACGGGGGGUACUUAUCAUAUCCACAGGCAGAACUUAUCCUAUCCACAGAGGGUACUUAUCAUAUCCACAGGCAGAACUUAUCCUAUCCACAGAGGGUACUUAUCAUAUCCACAGAGGGUACUUAUCCUAUCCACAGAGGGUACUUAUCCUAUCCACAGGCAGAACGUAUCCUAUCCACAGGCAGAACUUAUCCAAUCCACAGAGGGUACUUAUCAUAUCCACAUGGAGUACUUAUCCUAUCCACAGGCAGAACUUAUCCUAUCCGCAUGGGGAACUUAUCCUAUCCACAUGGAGUACUUAUCCUACCCACAGGCAGAACUUAUCCUAUCCACAGGGGGUACUUAUCCUAUCCACAUGCAGAACUUAUCCUAUCCGCAUAGGGAACUUAUCCUAUCCACAGGGGGUACUUAUCCUAUCCACAGGCAGAACUUAUCCUAUCCACAGGGGGUACUUAUCCUAUCCACAUGCAGAACUUAUCCUAUCCGCAUAGGGAACUU
This is a messenger RNA of Salvelinus fontinalis (brook trout), 2237 nucleotides long. RefSeq names its product neurensin-1-like. The record is from RefSeq and is a predicted model, not a curated record. The coding region runs from base 202 to 789 and encodes 195 amino acids. Gene Ontology annotation, cellular component: transport vesicle; neuronal cell body; neuron projection. The transcript is spliced from 3 exons. Gene Ontology annotation, biological process: nervous system development. Lineage: Eukaryota; Metazoa; Chordata; Actinopteri; Salmoniformes; Salmonidae.